AUGGCGGUGACACCUACGCAAUUCGCGCGCACGACGCGGACAUCGGCCAAUUGGGGCGAAGCGAAGCGACGAGUGCUUGCGGCCUACCGAGAAUGGCUCCGAGCAGCCCCUGAGAUGCAGACAAUGUACUCCAUCCCCUUCGAAGUGGCUAUCAUCCGCACGAGAAUGCGACAAGAGUUCGAGCGACACAGAUACGUGAACAAGCUGCCGGUGGUCGACGUACUCCUCAUGCAGAACAACGCCGAAUACCAGGAAACCAUGAACUUCUGGAAGCAAACCACACACGUCAUGUCGUAUUUCAAGACCGAGAACUUCCGCGGAACGGACAGACUGCCGGACAACUUCAUGAAGGGUUUCCUCGAGGGUCGCAACUAG
This is a messenger RNA of Anthostomella pinea, 375 nucleotides long. The record is from the annotation of a GenBank genome assembly. Lineage: Eukaryota; Fungi; Ascomycota; Sordariomycetes; Xylariales; Xylariaceae.